Cyprinus carpio (common carp) is the source of this 3584-nucleotide messenger RNA. RefSeq names its product pleckstrin homology and RUN domain containing M2. Lineage: Eukaryota; Metazoa; Chordata; Actinopteri; Cypriniformes; Cyprinidae. Gene Ontology annotation, biological process: Golgi organization; regulation of protein localization; lysosome localization. Gene Ontology annotation, cellular component: endosome membrane. The record is from RefSeq and is a predicted model, not a curated record. Gene Ontology annotation, molecular function: kinesin binding.
AACCACAGAGUUUAUGGCGGAAAACCACAAUAGCAUCUCGAAACACAUGGCGAAUACAGGGCUGGCCUACAAAUUUACGUCAUCACUAAACAACUCGUGGCCUGUGAACACAAGCGCGAGUCGGGAGCGCGCGUCAGCUGACAUCCGCAGAGAGAGCACAGCCAGACAUGGAUCAACUCAAAGUCAAAGACAGGAUCCUCGAAAACAUCUCUCUCUCUGUCAAGAAGUUGCAGAGUUACUUUGCCGCCUGUGAGGAUGAGACGCCGGCCAUCAGGAAUCAUGACCGGGUUCUUCAGCGGCUGUGUGAACAUCUGGAUCAUGCUUUGCUUUAUGGGCUGCAGGACAUCUCAUCGGGUUACUGGGUACUCGUAUUACACUUCACACGACGAGAGGCCGUCCGACAGAUUGAUGAGCUUCAGCACAUAGCUACCAAUCUUGGCAGAAGUCGUGCCUGGCUCUACUUGGCACUCAGUGAAAGUUCUUUAGAAAGCUACCUCCGACUUUUUCAGGAGAAUCAAGGACUGCUCCAGAAAUACUAUUACAAAAAUGCACUGGUUUGCAGUCAUGACCAUCUCACUCUGUUUCUUACGCUUGUCUCUGGCCUGGAGUUCAUUCGCUUCGACCUCGAAUUGGAUGUGCCAUAUCUGGAUGUUGCUCCUUACAUGCCAGAAUACUACAAACCCCACAAUCUGUUGGAUUUUGAGGAGAGGUUGCCAAGCUCUGAUAGCUUGUCUCUGCACUCUUUUACAUCCCUCACCUCCACUAACCUUGAGUGGGACGACAGCGCUAUUGCCCCAUCCAGUGAAGAUUAUGAUUUUGGUGACAUCUUCCCUGUGUUGCAGUCAUUGCCAAGUGCAGACUGGGAAGAGGGAGACUUGACAGAUCUAGUCAGUGGGCCCCGCUCCUCAGGAUCAGACCCUCAGACUGUUGUCAGUGACUGUGUUGUAGUGAGGGCCUCUGCAGGCACCAUCAGAACCACAUCUCUGUCACGAAGCCCUACAUUUCGACACAAUCCCUUCAAUGAGGACUCGGACACUAACACUUCAGCUGACGUCACCCCAGUGCACAUGGCUAGCCGGCAUGCUUCCACAACAGGAGAGGAUGCUGAGAUCACCAACACUGAGCUGGAAGUCAUUAGAAUGGCAAGGCGCAGGAGGCCUGGUAAGAAACGACGGGGAAGAGGGUCGACAGACUCUGUGAGCAGCGAACAGAAUGUCAUCUCUCCGGACACGGCUGACACUGAGGAGUGCCUUCAGAUUGUAGUUAAGAGAGACAUUGUAGUCAAUAACAUUAAUAUGGACAGUCUGGGUCCUCUGGAUGGGCCAAAUGGUCCUGGCUCAGAGUCUGCGAGGAAUGGGAGACCAGAAGGAGAGGAAGAAGACCCGGAGGCAGGGCUGAGGCUCCCUGAAAUGACGGACACUUCUAUGGACAGUGUGGGUGAACCUCUGCGUGACGUCAUGGAUAGACUGAAUGGUCCUCUGGAUGCGGAGCACUGGCAGCGGAGUGAAGGUGAGGAGGGAGAGGAUGGAACUUGCACUAGUCACGAGGGACCCCCCCAUCAGCGGCCCUUUCGAGAGGACUCAGGCGGUGAACCUCCAGACCCAAGUCGUAGCUUCCUGCAGGCCCCCCUGCCACCUGCAGACUUCUACUGCUUUACCUCCCAGAGUCCAGACCCUGCUGCCUCGUGUGGUGGGCACAAUGACUCUGUUGGGAAUAGCGAGUCGCAGGAUGUUCCUGUUGGCGAUGAAGAUGAGGGAGAAGCAGAGACAACAGCUACAGGGCAGGAUCCCUCCAUCCCCGUAGGGACGUCAGCUGAGGAGGAGGAUAAAGACCACGCAGUACAGUGCUCCCAUGCUGCAGAGUUUAAGGUGGAUAACAAUCACCUUCUGCUGCUCAUGAUUCACGUUUUUAGGGAGAACGAAGAACAGCUCUUUAAGAUGGUGAGAAUGAGCACAGGACACAUGGAAGGAGAUUUGCAGCCUCUGUAUCUGCUGUUGACGGACUGUUACAUUUACCUCUUGCGAAAAGGGGCAGCGGAGAAGCCUUAUAGUGUUGAGGAGGCGGUAUCUUAUAACGAGCUGGACUACAUCUCUGUUGGACUUCACCAGCAGACUAUCACUCUGGUUUGCACUAACAGAAGACGACAGUUCCUUUUGGACACAGCCGACUCAUCUCUGACUGUCUGGUUUCUGACUGUGCUGAAGGCUGCUUUGGAAAAUGGCUGUAGGGAGCCUCCCUACCCCUCUGUUCUCACUGACGCCACCAUGGAGAAAUUGGCUCUUUCUAAGUUUGUAUGCCAAGAGACUCACUGUGAGUUAUCCGAGUUGAGCAUCCGCCUGUAUUCUCUGGUUCACUGGGAGGACCCGAUGGAUGCAGCGGUGCCUUCACCAACAGCUCUGCCCGGCUCCAGAGAAUCCAGUAGCACUAAAGAGGGGGCACUGUUGUACCGUGCUGGGAGCACUUAUUUGGGGAAGGAAGUGUGGAAAAGCUGUUACUUGGUUCUCAGCAACGGCAUCCUGUAUCAGUAUGCAGAGAGAACAGAUGUUACACCUUUGAUGUCUGUUACCAUGGGGGGAGGGCACUGUGGAGGCUGUAGGCGUUCAAACAGCUCAGAGAAGCCUCAUGCUUUUCAAGUGAUUCUGACAGAACGUCCUCCAUUCGAGCUCAGUGCAGAAAACGAACUGGAAAUGGCCGACUGGAUGCAGCUGCUCUGCCAGUCUGUUUCUAAAGGGAUCAUUCCACAGGGAGUAGCUCCUGCACCCUGUAUUCCGUGUUGCCUUGUACUCACAGACAGGAAGUUGCUCACAUGUCACCAGGAUUGCCAGACCAGUUUUUUCCGUUCUCUAGGAGCAGCUGAUCUAAACGAUGUCACAGCUGUUUGCCUGGAAGAUGAUAAAGAAUACUGUGUCAUUGAAUUUGCAGAAGAUCGUGCUCAGUUUCUUCCAUCCUGGGUUUUGUAUUUUAGCGGAUGUGAGGAGCGGGAUCGGCUGCUAGCAGAAUUGAGUCAAGCUUGGGCUGCUGUUUACCAGGUAAGCUUACCUCGUAAGCCGGUGUCAGACCCGCCGGUGCAGAAGAGAUGUAGGGAAGCGCUGGAGCUGAUGAAGAGUGCAUGGCAGAGGAGCGACAGCCUACACAGAGGUCGAUCAGAGAGAGAACCGUGGUGCUGACGACCUGUCCAUCACUACAGUGAGCCCAGGAUUAAACAAGACAGCAUGGGGGAGUCAGCUCACCAGCGAACCUACGGUGUUCGUAGGUACAAGCAGACUCUGUGAGCUCUCCAACCCAGAGACGAUAUUGAAUAACACGGACUCAUAUUAUUUUUAUCUACCGGUAAUGAGGCCUGACUUUGUUACACUUGCCUUGCACAAAUAUUUAAGGAGUUACAAUUAAGGCUUUGGCUUUUACAAGUGGAGGUCUGCAGCAGGAUAUCAAAAAGACAGAGAUCUAGGAGUUCUCUUGCAUUACAUGCGAUCAGACUAUAUAGAGUGUAAAUACAUAGUAAUAACUCAAAACCUUCCCUCCUUGUAUAAAGUCUGUGGACAGAUACUGUACAUGCUUGUACUAUAUAAAGAGGUACAAACUGC